Messenger RNA from Lotus japonicus, 1902 nucleotides. RefSeq names its product protein trichome birefringence-like 5. Gene Ontology annotation, molecular function: O-acetyltransferase activity. NCBI's taxonomy places the organism in Eukaryota, Viridiplantae, Streptophyta, Magnoliopsida, Fabales, Fabaceae. The record is from RefSeq and is a predicted model, not a curated record. Gene Ontology annotation, cellular component: Golgi apparatus. The transcript has 5 exons. Bases 93 to 1466 code for a protein of 457 amino acids.
CGUUGAAAAUCCAGCAACAUGCGACACACACACACUACUACUACUACUACUACUACUACACUACUAGGUUCUUGUCCUACCAGAAAUGAACAAUGAACAUGCUGCUUCUUUCCUACAAGAAUCGUUACACUGUCCCAACCCUCUUCUUCCUCACACUCUCCAUCUUCUUCUUCUUCUUCUACUUGUUCUUCACCAAAACUGCUCUUCACCCCGCUCUCUCCCAACAACAACAUCAUCACACCGAUCUCGUUCUCCAUCUCCAACCUUCUCCUCUCCUCUCUCCGCCACCGCCACCACCACCACAAUCAUCACCGCCGCCGCCACCCUCCACUGUAGAAGAACCACCACCCGAACCUGCUGCCAGUGCUACGGAUCAUGAAUCUGCCACCGAAGAAACUGUUGAUAAUGCGGCGUGGAAGGAAUGCGAUUUGUUCUCGGGAACAUGGGUGGAGGAUCAAAACUACCCAAUUUACCAACCGGGUUCUUGCCCUUAUGUGGAUGAGGCUUAUGAUUGCAAAAUCAAUGGAAGAACCGACACUCGCUACACCAAAUGGCGCUGGAAGCCUUAUGCCUGUGAUCUUCCCAAGUUUAGUGCCCAGGACUUCUUGGCAAGACUGAAAGGUAAAACACUAAUGCUGGUUGGAGAUUCUAUGAACCGGAACCAAUUUGAGUCCAUUCUGUGCAUACUACGUGAAGGUCUGCAUAAUAAGAGCAAAAUGUAUGAGGUACAUGGACACAAAAUAUCAAAGGGAAGAGGCUAUUUCGUUUUUAAAUUUGAGGAUUACAAUUGUACAGUGGUGUUCGUGAGAUCUCAUUUCCUUGUGAGGGAAGGAAUUCGUACAAAUGGGCAAGGCAGCACAAACCCUACAUUAUCAAUAGAUCGGAUAGACAAGACAUCUGGUCGCUGGAAGAGGGCUGACAUUCUUGUUUUUAAUACCGGGCACUGGUGGGCUCAUGGAAAAACUGCUCGAGGGAUAAAUUAUUAUAAAGAAGGUGAUUAUCUAUAUCCAAAAUUUGAUGGAGUUGAGGCAUACAGAAAGGCUAUGAAGACCUGGGGAAAAUGGAUUGAUGCUAAUAUCAAUCCACGAAAACAGAUGGUCUACUAUCGUGGAUAUUCUUCUGCCCAUUUCAGAGGUGGAGACUGGGACUCAGGAGGGUCAUGCAAUGGAGAAACUGAACCAGUUUUGAAUGGUUCCAUCCUGAAUAACUAUCCAUUGAAAAUGAAGAUAGUGGAGGAAGUGAUCCAAGGAAUGAAGGUUCCUGUAAAGUUGUUAAAUGUCACGAGGCUGACUAAUUUCCGCAAGGACGGCCACCCAUCUGUGUAUGGGAAGAACCCAAUAGCUGGAAAGAAAGUCUCCACAAGGAAGCAAGACUGCAGCCAUUGGUGCCUUCCUGGGGUCCCUGAUGCAUGGAAUGAGCUCAUUUAUGCCACACUGGUUUUUCAACAAACAGGUUCAACGAAUUAACUUGUAUAUGAUCCUUUCUUUCAAGGGGUUUACUUUUUGUUUGGGCAAAAACAGAUGGAAAUAGAGAAUGUUUCUCUUGGCUAACAUCAGGGUCAUUGAGAAACAAUGAAAAGUGUAUCAUUAUUCUUUCAUUGAGCUCUCUCCUCUCAAGUGGGAGUUGCUUUAGAGUGUAAAGUAAGCUGUUAUAACUGUUGAUUUCUCAAUUAACAGUUGUGAUUGAGAUCAUAUACUUGCACUGUAUAACAAACUAUGAUGUUCAACUUAUAUGAUUUCUAAAUCAACGGUUAUGAUAGCUUACUUUACACAGUAAAGCGACUUCACCACUUUAGAGGAGACAAGUUGUAUUACCACAAGACUGAUCAUUAGAGGACUAGCAAAGUGUAUUUAAUUGCACAACAUCAAGUCAAAAGUCAAUAUAAAUAUUAGUUUUGUUAUC